GCCAGCCCCGCGCCCGCCGCAGCCAGCCCGCCGCGUACCGCCUGCUGCUCCGCGCAGCGCGGUCCGCCAGCCCGGGAUGAACGCGUCCCAGGCUGCGGGAGAGGAGGCGCCGCACAGCGGGCGCUCGGUCAAGGUGGUCCUGGUGGGCGACGGGGGCUGCGGGAAGACGUCACUGAUGAUGGUCUUCGCCAAAGGGGCCUUCCCAGAGAGCUACAGUCCCACAGUGUUUGAGCGCUAUAAUGCAACUCUGCAAAUGAAGGGUAAACCUGUGCGCCUCCAAAUCUGGGACACAGCCGGGCAAGAUGACUAUGACCGCCUUCGGCCCUUGUUCUAUCCUGAUGCCAAUGUCUUGCUCCUCUGCUUCGAUGUGACCAAUCCAAACAGCUUUGACAACGUCUCCAACCGGUGGUACCCAGAGGUGACACAUUUCUGCAAGGGAGUGCCCAUUAUUGUUGUGGGCUGCAAGAUAGACCUGCGUAAGGACAAGGUCCUGGUGAACAAGCUGCGGAAGAAAAGAUUGGAGCCCGUGACCUACCACAGGGGCCACGAUAUGGCGAGGUCUGUGGGAGCAGUGGCCUAUCUUGAGUGUUCAGCUCGGCUCCAUGACAAUGUGGAAGCAGUCUUCCAGGAAGCAGCUGAAGUGGCUCUCAGCAGUCGCAGUCAUAACUUCUGGCGGCGGAUUACCCACAAUUUUUGCGUGGUCACCUGACUGGUUUGGAACCCACCUCGCCUUCCGGUUUACUCAGCUGGAGAAAGACCCAGGAGCAGCCCUUCUACUCUGUUGACUGGGAUGGACCUAAUCCCCAGACUGAGCUGGUAGAACCACAUAUCCACAGAUGGGCUCCACUGAGGCCUGGCCCCUGGACCGAGGAAUCCUGGAUUGAAGAAGAGGGUCCCCAGACCCUUAGCUCUGGAACCACUGACAGACUCCCUGCGCCCAAUCCUGGACCUGCAUCCUGAGUGGGAGUCUGUGCGGUUUGAUUUGGCGCCACCUUGUGGCUAUUCUCUUGAGUUAUACCUACUGGACCUAGGGUUCCUGAGACCAUCCCAGGCUAACAACCUGCCCUGGCCCUGAUCAUCCUAUUCGUCCCACUGAUACGUUUAACAACUAAAAUGGCAUGCCUUAUUAGUGUCCUGA
Messenger RNA from Apodemus sylvaticus (European woodmouse), 1138 nucleotides. It is a transcript of the gene Rhod, whose product is annotated as ras homolog family member D. NCBI's taxonomy places the organism in Eukaryota, Metazoa, Chordata, Mammalia, Rodentia, Muridae. Gene Ontology annotation, molecular function: GTPase activity; GTP binding. Bases 77 to 709 code for a protein of 210 amino acids. The transcript is spliced from 5 exons. Gene Ontology annotation, biological process: small GTPase-mediated signal transduction; cell migration. The record is from RefSeq and is a predicted model, not a curated record.